Oreochromis niloticus (Nile tilapia) is the source of this 9169-nucleotide messenger RNA. Its product is annotated as neuroblast differentiation-associated protein AHNAK. Lineage: Eukaryota; Metazoa; Chordata; Actinopteri; Cichliformes; Cichlidae. Gene Ontology annotation, biological process: regulation of RNA splicing. Bases 271 to 8661 code for a protein of 2796 amino acids. The record is from RefSeq and is a predicted model, not a curated record. The transcript has 6 exons. Gene Ontology annotation, cellular component: nucleus; cytoplasm.
ACUCUAUCUGUCUGCUUCUAGGAAGAAAUGUGCGGCUGUGUGACAGACACGUGGGUCAGACACUGAAGUUUUACUCUUGUCUGUUGUCGUGUUAAUUUGUGUUUAUAUGCAGCGAGCCAGAGGCAUGUGGUAGUCAAGUGGAAAUAGCAUGGACUGGUGACUCUGUGGGGAAACUUUACGACACGACUCCAACACCACAGCAGGCACAUGCAUGCUGAGGCUUAGUCAACCUGGAUUUUUCAGUGCCAUAGUGAGAAAACCACAAGAGUCAUGCCUUCACAUCGCAGGGGAAGAAGCCUCUCUGAAGCCCUGACCUUGGAGCAGUUAGAGGAGGGAAGGGUGGUCAUUUCCAGUAUCAACAAUGUCUCCUCCGACAACGGACUAAAGGAAGGGGAUGAAAUUCUGGGUGCAACAAUCAAUUUUGAUCAACUGUCCAAAGAAGAGGUGUUAAAAGUACUGAAGCUGAUGGAGCCAUUUGAUGAUAAAGUUCAAGUCCUUACUCGAAGCAACCGGAGCAAGAGCCUUGACAAUCUGGACCAGUGUGCCAAGGGUCCUGAGGCUAUGCUGACGGAUUCCUACAGCAAACUGUACAACACCAAAAUCAAGAAGUUUUUGAUGGAUGAUGUACCCAGUGUUGAAGGGGGCUACGUGAAUGGGGAGGUUACUGCCAAACCACCUGUACAAAGCUCAUCCAAGGUCAACCUAAGAAAUGACAUGGGGCUGCCUCGCCUUGGAGUUGACUUUGGACUUCUGAAAUCCAAGACUUUAAUUGCAGGUGCUAAUGCUGAUUCACACUCUUACGAGGGAAGCUUAACAGAUGGCAGCAAUCUGAAUCUUCCACCGCUAGGUCUUGGCUUGAAUGGGACUAAUCUAAGUGAAGCUCAGAUCCCAAGAUUCAAAAUCGGUGCCAGAUGUCCAGAUCUAGACUUACCAGAAGAUCCAAAUGUCAGCACUACAUCUUGUAUGCAAUUGCCAAAUACUGACCACCCAUCAUUUGACAAUGCAAUGCAAAAUCUUGAAAAUCCUCAAAUUGGACUUGAAGUUCCAGAAGUAGAUGUAGGCCUAAAAGGUUCAAACAUUACUACCCCUGAAAUGGGGAUAGACCUUGAUGGCAGAAGUUUCAGUGGUCCAUCUGUUAAUUCCAGCAUUCCCAAAGUGGCCAUUGAAGGAAGAAACCAGGAAUUCAAAAUGCCUACAUUUAAACUGCCAGGUCUGGGCCUCUCAGGAUCUUCUUUUAGUGGUCCAGAAUGUGGCGUUAAGCAUGAAGACACACCAGAGAAACUCAGUCUAAAGUAUUCCAAGAGACUGAAAAACCCAGAUCUAAAUUUAGAUGAUUCUUCUAGUUAUGUAAAAUCACCCAAGCUUAGGCUGUCUGGGAUAUCACCUGAUUCGGAGCAAGGAAUGUUGGGUAUUAAUGUAUCAAAACCAGAUAUCAGUGGGACAGACACUGACAUACCUUUAGGUGAAAUCAAGAUGUCACACAAGAAACCAAGGAUUUCUCUUAAAUCUCCUGAUUUAGAUUUGGACGCUCAAUCUGGUAUGCUCAAAAGUGACGCUGAUGUUAAAACACCAGACCUAAGAUUGACAACAUCAAAACUAAAAGGUGGCAUGUCUGGACCUGAUGCAAACAUUCCCAAAGCUGACCUUAAGGGUCACAAUUGGGCCACUGAUGGUCCAUCAGUUAGUAUUAAAGGUCCAUCUGGAAAAUACAAGGCUCCAAAGUUUAGAAUGCCCAAAUUUGACUUACCAGUCAUUCAGGUUCCUGGUUUGAAUGGAGAUUUGGAUGGACCCGAUGGACAGCUUUCAGGUACACUGCCUAAAGGGCCAAAUUUAAAACUAAAUGCACCUGACAUAAAUGUUCCAAAUGUUGACCUCAAAGCACCAAAACUAAAAAUGAAUGCACCGAAUGCCAACUUAGACUUUCCAUCAGGCGAUCUCAAAAUGCCAGAACUUGAUGGUCCAGAUUGGGAUGUUAAUGCUCCUUCUGGGAAAUUAAAAAUGCCUAAAUUUAAUCUGUCAGGGACACUGCCUAAAGGACCAAAUUUGGACCUGAACACAGAUCUGAAGUCACCAGAUCUAAAUCCAAAAGCUCCAAAGAUAAAGGGCGGAAUUGAUGCCCCUGAUUUGGACUUACCAGACGUGGGUCUUAAAGCUCCCAAAUUAGAUAUGAACACUCCAGAUGUCAACAUUGGCUCACCAAAAGGGAAGCUGAAAUUCCCCAAAAUGAAAAUGCCUAAAUUCAACCUUCCAAGCCUUAAAGGUCCUGAAAUUGAUGGCAACUUGGAUGUUCCAAACAUAAAUACACCCAAUGUCAACCUCAAAGGUCCUAAAGGUGAUCUUGAUCUAGAUAUUUCUGGUCCAUCUGGCAAGUUUAAAAAGCCAAACCUGAAUCUGCCUGAUUUAGGUCUUUCUGGUCCAAAGUUAGAAGGCCCUAACUUGGACCUCAAAACACCUGACCUAGAUAUCUCUGGUCCCAACCUCAGUGGUGGAAUAAAUGCACCUGACAUAAACAUGCCAAACAUUGAUCUCAAAGCCCCAAAGCUGAAACUGGAUAAACCAAAUGCCAACUUGGACUUGCCAUCGGCUAAAGUUAAAAUGCCAAAACUUGAUGGUCCAGAUUGGGAUGUGAAUGCUCCUUCUGGGAAAUUAAAGAUGCCUAAAUUUAAUCUGUCAGGGACCCUGCCUAAAGGACCAAAUUUGGACCUAAACACAGAUCUGAAGUCACCAGAUCUUAAUCUGAAAGCUCCAAAGAUAAAGGGCGGAAUUGACGCCCCUGAUUUGGACUUACCAGACGUGGGUCUUAAAGCUCCCAAAUUAGAUAUGAACACUCCAGAUGUCAACAUUGGGUCAACAAAAGGGAAGCUGAAAUUCCCCAAAAUGAAAAUGCCUAAAUUCAACCUUCCAAGCCUUAAAGGUCCUGAAAUUGAUGGCAACUUGGAUGGUCCAGAUGUGGACAUAGAUGCACCCAAUGUCAACCUCAAAGCUCCCAAAACGGAUCUUGAUCUAGAUAUUUCUGGUCCAUCUGGCAAGUUUAAAAAGCCAAAUCUGAAUCUGCCUGAUUUAGGUCUUUCCAGUCCAAAAUUAGAAGGCCCUAACUUGGACCUUAAAACACCUGACCUAGAUAUCUCUGGUCCCAACCUUAGCGGUGGAAUAAAUGCACCUGACAUAAACAUGCCAAACAUUGACCUCAAAGCCCCAAAGUUGAAACUGGAUAAACCAAAUGCCAACUUGGACUUGCCAUCAGGUAAAGUUAAAAUGCCAAAACUUGAUGGUCCAGAUUGGGAUGUGAAUGCUCCUUCUGGGAAAUUAAAGAUGCCUAAAUUUAAUCUGUCAGGGACCCUGCCUAAAGGACCAAAUUUGGACCUAAACACAGAUCUGAAGUCACCAGAUCUUAAUCUAAAAGCUCCAAAGAUAAAGGGCGGAAUUGAUGCACCUGAUAUGGACUUACCAGACAUGGAUCUUAAAGCUCCCAAAUUAGAUAUGAACACUCCAGAUGUCAACAUUGGCUCACCAAAAGGGAAGCUGAAAUUCCCCAAAAUGAAAAUGCCUAAAUUCAACCUUCCAAGCCUUAAAGGUCCUGAAAUUGAUGGCAACUUGGAUGUUCCAAACAUAAAUACACCCAAUGUCAACCUCAAAGGUCCUAAAGGUGAUCUUGAUCUAGAUAUUUCUGGUCCAUCUGGCAAGUUUAAAAAGCCAAACCUGAAUCUGCCUGAUUUAGGUCUUUCCGGUCCAAAGUUAGAAGGCCCUAACUUGGACCUUAAAACACCUGACCUAGAUAUCUCUGGUCCCAACCUUAGCGGUGGAAUAAAUGCACCUGACAUAAACAUGCCAAACAUUGACCUCAAAGCCCCAAAGUUGAAACUGGAUAAACCAAAUGCCAACUUGGACUUGCCAUCAGGUAAAGUUAAAAUGCCAAAACUUGAUGGUCCAGAUUGGGAUGUGAAUGCUCCUUCUGGGAAAUUAAAGAUGCCUAAAUUUAAUCUGUCAGGGACCCUGCCUAAAGGACCAAAUUUGGACCUAAACACAGAUCUGAAGUCACCAGAUCUUAAUCUAAAAGCUCCAAAGAUAAAGGGCGGAAUUGAUGCACCUGAUAUGGACUUACCAGACAUGGGUCUUAAAGCUCCCAAAUUAGAUAUGAACACUCCAGAUGUCAACAUUGGCUCACCAAAAGGGAAGCUGAAAUUCCCCAAAAUGAAAAUGCCUAAAUUCAACCUUCCAAGCCUUAAAGGACCUGAGUUUGAUGGCAAGUUGGAUGGUCCAGAUGUGGACAUAAAUGCACCCAAUGUCAACCUCAAAGCUCCCAAAGCGGAUCUUGAUCUAGAUAUUUCUGGUCCAUCUGGCAAGUUUAAAAAGCCAAACCUGAAUCUGCCUGAUUUGGGGCUUUCCGGUCCAAAAUUAGAAGGCCCUAACUUGGACCUCAAAACACCUGACCUAGAUAUCUCUGGUCCCAACCUCAGUGGUGGAAUAAAUGCACCUGACAUAAACAUGCCAAACAUUGACCUCAAAGCCCCAAAGCUGAAACUGGAUAAACCAAAUGCCAACUUGGACUUGCCAUCAGGUAAAGUUAAAAUGCCAAAACUUGAUGGUCCAGAUUGGGAUGUGAAUGCUCCUUCGGGAAAAUUAAAAAUGCCUAAAUUUAAUCUGUCAGGGACACUGCCUAAAGGACCAAAUUUGGACCUAAACACAGAUCUGAAGUCACCAGAUCUUAAUCUAAAAGCUCCAAAGAUAAAGGGCGGAAUUGAUGCCCCUGAUUUGGACUUACCAGACAUGGGUCUUAAAGCUCCCAAAUUAGAUAUGAACACUCCAGAUGUCAACAUUGGGUCAACAAAAGGGAAGCUGAAAUUCCCCAAAAUGAAAAUGCCUAAAUUCAACCUUCCAAGCCUUAAAAGUCCUGAAAUUGAUGGCAAGUUGGAUGUUCCAAACAUAAAUACACCCAAUGUCAACCUCAAAGGUCCUAAAGGUGAUCUUGAUCUAGAUAUUUCUGGUCCAUCUGGCAAGUUUAAAAAGCCAAACCUGAAUCUGCCUGAUUUAGGUCUUUCUGGUCCAAAGUUAGAAGGCCCUAACUUGGACCUUAAAACACCUGACCUAGAUAUCUCUGGUCCCAACCUUAGCGGUGGAAUAAAUGCACCUGACAUAAACAUGCCAAACAUUGAUCUCAAAGCCCCAAAGCUGAAACUGGAUAAACCAAAUGCCAACUUGGACUUGCCAUCAGGUAAAGUUAAAAUGCCAAAACUUGAUGGUCCAGAUUGGGAUGUGAAUGCUCCUUCGGGAAAAUUAAAAAUGCCUAAAUUUAAUCUGUCAGGGACCCUGCCUAAAGGACCAAAUUUGGACCUAAACACAGAUCUGAAGUCACCAGAUCUUAAUCUAAAAGCUCCAAAGAUAAAGGGCGGAAUUGAUGCCCCUGAUUUGGACUUACCAGACAUGGGUCUUAAAGCUCCCAAAUUAGAUAUGAACACUCCAGAUGUCAACAUUGGGUCAACAAAAGGGAAGCUGAAAUUCCCCAAAAUGAAAAUGCCUAAAUUCAACCUUCCAAGCCUUAAAAGUCCUGAAAUUGAUGGCAACUUGGAUGUUCCAAACAUAAAUACACCCAAUGUCAACCUCAAAGGUCCUAAAGGUGAUCUUGAUCUAGAUAUUUCUGGUCCAUCUGGCAAGUUUAAAAAGCCAAACCUGAAUCUGCCUGAUUUAGGUCUUUCUGGUCCAAAGUUAGAAGGCCCUAACUUGGACCUUAAAACACCUGACCUAGAUAUCUCUGGUCCCAACCUUAGCGGUGGAAUAAAUGCACCUGACAUAAACAUGCCAAACAUUGACCUCAAAGCCCCAAAGCUGAAACUGGAUAAACCAAAUGCCAACUUGGACUUGCCAUCGGCUAAAGUUAAAAUGCCAAAACUUGAUGGUCCAGAUUGGGAUGUGAAUGCUCCUUCUGGGAAAUUAAAGAUGCCUAAAUUUAAUCUGUCAGGGACCCUGCCUAAAGGACCAAAUUUGGACCUAAACACAGAUCUGAAGUCACCAGAUCUUAAUCUAAAAGCUCCAAAGAUAAAGGGCGGAAUUGAUGCACCUGAUAUGGACUUACCAGACAUGGAUCUUAAAGCUCCCAAAUUAGAUAUGAACACUCCAGAUGUCAACAUUGGCUCACCAAAAGGGAAGCUGAAAUUCCCCAAAAUGAAAAUGCCUAAAUUCAACCUUCCAAGCCUUAAAGGUCCUGAAAUUGAUGGCAACUUGGAUGGUCCAGAUGUGGACAUAAAUGCACCCAAUGUCAACCUCAAAGCUCCCAAAGCGGAUCUUGAUCUAGAUAUUUCUGGUCCAUCUGGCAAGUUUAAAAAGCCAAACCUGAAUCUGCCUGAUUUGGGGCUUUCCGGUCCAAAAUUAGAAGGCCCUAACUUGGACCUUAAAACACCUGACCUAGAUAUCUCUGGUCCCAACUUCAGUGGUGGAAUAAAUGCACCUGACAUAAACAUGCCAAACAUUGACCUCAAAGCCCCAAAGCUGAAACUGGAUAAACCAAAUGCCAACUUGGACUUGCCAUCAGGUAAAGUUAAAAUGCCAAAACUUGAUGGUCCAGAUUGGGAUGUGAAUGCUCCUUCUGGGAAAUUAAAAAUGCCUAAAUUUAAUCUGUCAGGGACCCUGCCUAAAGGACCAAAUUUGGACCUAAACACAGAACUGAAGUCGCCAGAUGUUAAUCUAAAAGCUCCAAAGAUAAAGGGUGGAAUUGAUGCCCCUGAUUUGGACUUUCCAGACAUAGAUCUUAAAGCUCCCAAAUUAGAUAUGAACACUCCAUAUGUCAACACUGGCACACCAAAAGGGAAGCUGAAAAUGCCAAAACUGAAAAUGUCUAAGAGUAAUCUACCAAAUCUUAAAGGACCUGAGUUUGAUGGCACUUUUGACGGCUCCAACAUUGACCUCAGGGCACCAAAUGCUAAUUUCAAAGGUUCCAAAACUGGCUUAGAAAUGCCUGAUGUUGAUUUUGGUAGCCCAUCAGGAAAGUUAAAAUCUCCAAAUUUAAAAUUACCUGAUGUGGGAUUUUCUCGACCAAAAUUAGAUGUGCCAGACUUUGAACAAAAUGUGAAAGUCAAAGGUCCAAAAGUGAAAGGUGGACUUGAUGCCCCUAGUCUACCUUCAUCAAAUAUAGACUUUAAAGGUUCUAAAAAUGGUUUUGAAUUCCCUGAUGUUGACUUUGGUAGCCCUUCAGGGAAAUUUAAAACACCACAUCUGACAAUGUCUGAUUUGGGAUUUUCUGCACCAAAAACAGAUCUCCCAAAUGUUGAUCUCAAUUCACCAGAUGUCAGAGCUAAAGUACCAAAAGGCCCAAAUUUGAAAUUAAAUACAAAUCUAAAAACUCCAGAUCUGAAUCGCAAUGCUCCAAAGAUGAAAGGUGUACUUGAUGUGCCUAAGGUAGACUUACCAAACAUGGAUCUCAAAGCUCCCAACUUGGAAAUGGACACUGCAGAUGUUGACAUUGGUUUGCCUGAGGCAACUUUAGAUGUUACUGGUGCAAAAGGAAAAUUUAAAAUCCCAAGUUUAAAUACACCAGAUCUCAGUAUCUCUGGACCUCAGGCAAAAACACCACAUAUGAGACUUUCUGGACCUGGCGUUAGUAUGUCUGAUUUCAGUUUACCUGAUGCCAAUUUCAAGAGUCCCAAGCUCAAUACAAAACACCCUGAUGUAGGGAUAAAUGGUAACAUGGGACAACCUGGGAUGAACUUUAAUGUCUCUCAGUUAAGAGGCAUAAGAGGUCCAGAUGUUGACACAAAUAUUCCCUUAGGAAACAUCCGUGGCCCUCAUGCUGAUCUUGAUUUAGACAGAAAAUUAAAACAACCAUAUUUCAAGCCGCUUCAGUUUAGAAGCCCAGAUUUACAUCAAGCAUCUGAUAUUGACUUUGGUGGAGCUUUGAGACCAACAAAUCUUGAUAUUAAUCCUCCAAAUGCAAAACUGAAUAUGAAACAACCCCAGAUGAAGGGACAUAUAUCAAGCCCAAGGGUUAGUGCUCCAAACAUGAACCUCAACAUGCCCAAAGUUGCAAUGCACCCUCCACAGUAUCAUCUGAGAUCUCCAGGUCUUAGUAUUGAUGAUCCUUCAUUGUAUUUCCAAACACCUUCACAUAAACAUCACACACAAGAUAUGUCAAAUUUGACCAUGAAACUUCCUGACCUGGACAUAGAUGGUGAUAUCAGACUUCGUAAUACUGAUAGAAAGUCCACUAGAACCAAAGUAAGAUCCAGCUUCCCUGGAAUGGAUGGCGUUUUAGACCAACAUAUUGAUUUAAAUCAUUCAGAUCUCAAUAUUGACGACUUUACAGGAAAACAUCAUGUGCUUAGAGCCAGAGGUUCCAACCUUAAUCUCCAGGCUCCACACAGCCAUGGACACGCAAUCUCCCCGUCUGGAGUUAACACUGGCAUGAGGGACCCCAGAAGAAUCCCAUCUGGCCAUAUCAAACACAAUACACGUUUGCCACAAUUUUCUCCAGAUUCAAGAAUGAGAGCAUCUAACACUUCAGAUGGACACUAUGUGACUGUUUUUCCCAAUCAAGCACGAAAUCAAAAGAUGCCAAAUCGUAAAUAUAACACACUUGGAGGGCUUGACUUUCAUCCAGGAAACUUGGACCUUGAAGUUCCCAAUGAACAUGACCUAAGAGGGUCAACGUUCUUUUUCUCCAACCUUGUAUAGCUUUCAAAGGACUUGUGUUUCCACUUUUAGUGUGCUUUUUGUAUGUAGUUAUAUGUUUUAUGUAUCUAUGUAUAUGUGUGUAUGUAUGUGUAUAUAUAUAUAUGUAUAUAUAUAUAUAUAUAUGUCGUGGCUUUGCAGUGAUGUUACCUAGAUUACAGUGCAGCAUUAUUGCACUUAUUUUAUUAAAUGUAGUAGAACUGCUUUUUGUAUCAUAAAUGUUUUUAUAUUUUUUAUUUUUUUUAACAGUUAUUAUUUACAUUUUCUCUAACUAUCAUAUUAAAGGAAUAAAGGAAAUAUGUGGACUUGUGGGAUCCUAUAGGGUACUUUUACAAGAUUAAAUGAAUACAUUUUCUUUAGAUACUAUAUUUUUAAAUGCUAUCAAUUGAAUUGUACAGUAUUCAAAGUUGUAUAUAUAUGUAUUAUCAUUCUGGUUCUUGUGGCUGUUCAUUGUGUCUAUUAUACAUGUAUAUACUGGAGUUUAUUAAAAACCAUUCUUAUUUCAACCAAA